Molecule: messenger RNA, 2166 nt
Organism: Pochonia chlamydosporia 170
Lineage: Eukaryota; Fungi; Ascomycota; Sordariomycetes; Hypocreales; Clavicipitaceae
Product: tryptophan synthase
Exons: 6
Coding region: 1-2166 (721 amino acids)
Biological process (GO): L-tryptophan biosynthetic process
Cellular component (GO): cytoplasm
Molecular function (GO): tryptophan synthase activity
Source: RefSeq, a predicted model, not a curated record
AUGGAGGCCAUUACGAAUACUUUCCAGCGCUGCAAAGCGCAAGGCAAGGCUGCGCUUGUGACAUAUGUUACUGCAGGCUUUCCCAAGCCUCAAGAUACCCCCGAUAUCCUGCUGUCUAUGGAAAAAGGCGGCUCUGACGUUAUCGAGCUUGGAGUUCCUUUCACAGAUCCAAUUGCGGACGGCCCGACUAUUCAAACUGCCAACACAGUUGCGCUUGAGCAUGGCGUCUCCAUCGAGACAACUCUCUCCAUGGUGAAGACUGCCCGUGAGCGUGGCUUACGAGCUCCUGUACUUCUUAUGGGAUAUUACAAUCCGUUGCUACGAUAUGGAGAGGAGCGGCUGCUGCAGGAUUGCCUAGCCGCCGGCGUCAAUGGCUUCAUUGUGGUCGACCUGCCUCCAGAAGAGGCCGUGUCUUUCAGAAAGCUUUGCACGAAGGGCAGCCUCUCAUAUGUCCCACUUAUCGCCCCUGCCACAUCCGAUGCCAGAAUGAAGAUUCUAUGUCAGCUGGCCGACUCUUUCAUCUACGUCGUAUCGAGACAGGGUGUAACCGGAGCAUCGGGUUCGCUGAAUGCCAAUUUGCCGGCCCUGCUUGACCGCGUCAAGAAGUAUAGUGGAAACAAGCCUGCUGCUGUUGGCUUCGGUGUCAGCACCCAUGAGCAUUUCUUAAGUGUAGCCAAUAUUGCAGAUGGAGUUGUUGUUGGAAGUCAAAUUGUCACAACACUGCAAAAGGCUGCAAGCGGUCAGGGCCCCAACGAGGUCGAGAAAUACUGCGCCUAUCUCUGUGGUAGGGACUCCUUACCACAAGACAACGCAACUCGAGAGGUGGGAGUCGUGGAGGCAAUCAAUGCCGCAAAGGGUCCAAGUGGGGAUGGCGUAACAGUCAAUGCUGUCGUGACUGACCAAGAUCGAAUGACUGCAGAGAAGGACAGCGCCCUAGUUGCGCAGCUGGCAGCUCUUCAUGGGAAGAUUCCCGACAGAUUUGGCGAAUUUGGCGGCCAAUACGUCCCUGAGAGUUUGAUGGAUUGCCUUUCUCAGCUUGAAGAGGGAUUUAACAAGAUUAAAGACGAUCCCGAAUUCUGGGAGGAGUACAGAUCAUACUAUGACUACAUGGGUCGACCAUCGCGACUCCAUUUAGCAGAGAGACUGACAGAACAUGCCGGUGGAGCCAACAUUUGGCUUAAGAGGGAAGACCUCAACCACACCGGCAGCCACAAGAUCAACAACGCGCUGGGUCAGUUGCUGCUUGCGAAGCGUCUUGGCAAGACAAAAAUUAUCGCAGAGACUGGAGCCGGCCAACACGGUGUGGCAACAGCAACUAUCUGUGCCAAGUUUGGGAUGGAGUGCACCGUCUACAUGGGAGCCGAGGAUGUUCGUCGCCAAGCUCUCAAUGUCUUUCGCAUGCGAUUACUCGGUGCCAAGGUUGUCGCUGUAGAAGCCGGUAGCAAGACUCUUCGAGAUGCCGUGAACGAAGCAUUACGAGCCUGGGUCAUCGACCUUGAUACCACACACUACAUUAUUGGUUCCGCCAUUGGCCCUCACCCGUUCCCAACCAUUGUCAGGACUUUCCAAUCUGUGAUUGGUAAUGAAACAAAGAAGCAGAUGAUGGAGAAGCGUGGAAAGCUGCCUGAUGCAGUGGUUGCAUGCGUUGGAGGUGGAAGCAAUGCUGUGGGCAUGUUUUAUCCAUUUGCGAAUGACCCUACCGUAAAGCUUCUCGGAGUUGAAGCUGGCGGUGAUGGCGUUGAGACUGAACGACACAGUGCUACUUUGACUGGCGGAUCCAAAGGCGUUCUUCAUGGUGUACGCACCUACGUCCUUCAAGACCAAAAUGGACAGAUUGCCGAGACACAUUCCGUAUCUGCUGGCCUCGACUAUCCUGGAGUCGGCCCAGAACUGAGCUCUUGGAAGGACAGUGAGAGGGCCAAGUUUAUCGCUGCUACGGAUGCGCAAGCCUUCCACGCAUUUAGAAUGUUGAGUCAACUGGAGGGUAUCAUCCCCGCGCUGGAGUCAGCCCACGGAAUAUAUGGUGCUAUUGAAUUAGCCAAGACAAUGAAGAAGGACGAGGAUUUGGUCAUUUGCCUCAGCGGCCGUGGAGAUAAAGACGUGCAAAGCGUGGCGGAGGAACUUCCAAGGCUUGGACCACAGAUCGGCUGGGACCUGCGAUUUUAA